AGGAGUUCAAAACAAUCGAAUUUCGUCAUGUUGUCGCUCAAAAUUGUGUUGGCUUUGCUGCCGCUUUUGGCGCUGGCCAACGCCAAGGUCAACAGUCCCCCCUUGGGUCAUUACCUCGCCGGACACUACGACGAUGUUGAUGCCUCAUCAUCGGUGAGCAGUCUGUUGGAGAAAUUGCUGCUCAAGCUGAAGGAAGAACACUACGAGGAACCCUCAGCACGCAUCAUCGAUGGCUUCGAUGUCCAGGGUGUGGAUAACGCCGCCUAUCUCGUCUCGCUGAGUCUCACUCCCCUCGUCUACAGUCAUCAGUGUGCUGGCGCCAUUAUCGGCAAGCGUUGGGUGCUCACCACGGCGCAUUGUGUUGAGGAAUUGCGCAGCUUUAACAACGGCAUUAUUGGCUCGGCCAUCUAUGCGGGUCUCGCCAAUCGCUCCAAUGUGAGCGACGCUCAGGUGCGCUACGUGGACUUUGCCUCGUCGCAUCGCUCGUUCAAUGGCAACGCCGGCAGCGACAACAUUGCCCUGCUGCAUGUCACUGAGUCAUUCGUCUAUUCGGCACGUGUGCAGCAGAUUGCGCUGCCCGACCUCGAUGAGGAUUACAGUGGAAAGACAGCAAUUGCCUACGGCUGGGGACUGACCGAUGUCGAUGGCGAUGAAUACUCCAAGGAGCUGCAAUAUGCCUUUGCCCCGCUGCUGAACAGCACUCGCUGUGCCGAGCUCUUGCCCUCGGAUGCGCCACUCACCAAGAAUCAGGUGUGUGCCGAGAUCAAGGCUUGCUACGGCGAUGGUGGCACUCCGCUCGUCUACUGGCCCAUCUCGGGACCCGCUGAGCUGGUGGCUCUCGGCUCCUGGAGCUACAUGCCAUGCGGAUAUGCCAGCCGACCGACGGUUUACACUUCGGUGCCAACGUAUGUGGAUUGGAUCUAUCAAGUGAUCAGCGCGUAUUAUCAGCUGAAUUGAGCAAUAUCUAGAAUCUAAAUCGAGCGAUCUUUGCGUAAUACAACACUUGUCGGCAAUUAAAUAGCAAACAAUACCGUAUCUAA
Molecule: messenger RNA, 1040 nt
Organism: Drosophila albomicans
Lineage: Eukaryota; Metazoa; Arthropoda; Insecta; Diptera; Drosophilidae
Product: trypsin
Exons: 1
Coding region: 28-957 (309 amino acids)
Biological process (GO): proteolysis
Molecular function (GO): serine-type endopeptidase activity
Source: RefSeq, a predicted model, not a curated record